GAUUCUGCGAUAUUUGGACGCGCCCUCACUUCCGAGUGUCUGGGGGCUUUAAGGGUAAAUAACAAUACCAUAGGGGGCUUAUGUGUGUGUGUUGCCAAGAGAGCACUGUGUUAGGAGUUUAGAUGCCGCAGAUCCGGCAUGCUUUGAAUCACUCCAUUUGGCCUCUUAUUAAAUGUGGCAAGAAAUGAAUAAACCCAAAAUGGCAACUGAAAAAGGUGCUUCCCGAGUGCUGAUGUUGUUGGGUCAGCUGGAAAGACUUAAUGAAGGGCCCAAAGCCUCUGAUACAGAUGCCACCCGACAGAUCACAGGCAGAAUCCUUCACAUCAUCCAGACUCAAGAGAAGACCCGUAAGGAGAUGAUGUCUAAAGGCUCCAGUGGGAUGGAUGUUAUUCUCUCUACUCUAGAGAAUACACGGGAUUUGCAGACCACCCUGAACAUCCUCAGUAUUUUAAAUGAACUGUUGACAGUGGGUGGAGGACGCAGGACCGGAGUGUUUGUGUCUAAGGGAGGAACUGCAAUUCUGCUGCAGCUGCUGGUGAGCUCCAGCAAAGACCUUCCUCUAAAUGAAGAACUAAUGCUGCACAUUCACUCUUUACUGUUUAAAGUCGGCCCGAAAGAUGACAUCACUUCCUCUUCAGACAGGAAGUUUGGUGUUAAAGCGCGCCUGAACGGUGCACUGAAUGUGACGGUGAAUCAAGUAAAGCACAAUCUGCAGAACCACAAGCUGCUGUUGCCAUGCCUACAGGUGCUGCGGGUUUACUCGGGCAACUUGGUAAAUGCAGUUUCUCUGGGAAAGAGUGGUGCUUUGGAGCUCAUGUUUGAAAUCAUCGGACCCUUCAGCAAAAAGAGUACCACUUUGCUCAAGGUGGCCUUGGACACACUAGCAGCGUUACUGAAGUCCAAAAUGAAUGCACGGUGGGCAGUGGACAGAGGGUAUAUGCCCACUCUACUAGCCAUCUACCAGGACUGGCACCGUAACGACACACGCCAUCGUCACAUGAUCAUUCGCAAGAGCAUUCUGGGAUGUAUUAAAAACCUCACAAACAUUAAACUUGGCAGGAAGGCCUUCAUAGAUGCCAACGGCAUGAGGAUCCUUUAUAACACAUCCACUGAGUGCCUACCCGUCCGGACACUAGAUCCUCUGGUCAAUACCUCCAGCCUAAUUAUGAGGAAGUGCUUUCCAAAGAACCGCCUACCACUGCCUACCAUUAAAAGUGUCUAUCAGUACCCGCUACCACACAUAUUAGCUGGUGGACCAGUUGCACAGCUUCACAGCCUGCCUCCAGGAGUGGAUGAUGUUGUUGACGAGAGUGAUGAGAAUGAAGGCACAGAGGUUGACACAGAAAAUGACACGGAAAAUGAGGAUGAUGAAACGGGUCAUAAAACACAGAAUGAUGACAUUGAGACGGAUAUCAACAAAUUACGUCCCAGACAGAUGCAGGCACGUCCGUUUGAUGAGCUGAGAGUCUACGAGCGUUUCUGUCUUGAAUUCACACAGUAUUUUAAGGUUAAUGACUUUCAAAGCCCUGGAUCUGUCACGCCUCUAAGCGUUGACCCAAAUCUUCAUAACCCCCUCAUCAUUCCCACCAAGCAAAACAGACGGCCAAAGAACAUUCAGCCACCGCGGUCAAAUGACCCCCCUCUGGAUCUGGACAGCAUCUCCAUAUCAAAGGCCCUAGAGGGCAAACCCGACCCUGAUCUGGCAUGUAGUUUGGGUCGGCUGGUUCUGGACGGUGAGAUCUCUGUGAAUGGAGAAUCUGUGAAUGGGCCACAGGAGGAGAGCGGGGACCAGGCGGUAAUUGAGGUGCCAGAUACAGCUGCACUGCUGCCGCUACACGACCCUGAUCUCUACUUGGAGAUGGUGAAGGGCACCCGUUCAGUGCCCGCAUACACAGAGGUUGCAUACCCUGAUUACUUUGGCCAUGUGGCACUUAACCUCCGCGAACCCAUACUAGAGAGGGCUUAUGGGGUGCAGAGCAGAACGAAGAUCUUCCAGGACAUUGAGAGGCUUAUUCACCCCAGUGACAUACUCGAUAGAGUCGUGUAUGACUUGGACAAUCAGAGUUGUCCAAUUCCUGAUAAUGGGGAGUCCCUCAAGUUCAACUCUAAAUUUGAGUCUGGAAAUCUUCGCAAAGCAAUACAAAUCCGAAAGUUUGAGUAUGACUUGAUCCUGAACUCUGAUAUCAACAGUAAUCACUAUCACCAGUGGUUUUAUUUUGAAGUGGGCAAUAUGCGCCCGGGAGUUCGAUAUCGAUUCAACAUCAUCAACUGUGAGAAGUCCAACAGCCAAUUCAAUUAUGGUAUGCAGGUGCUGAUGUACUCGGUACAGGAAGCCAUAAACGGCAGUCCCCAAUGGGUUAGAACUGGAUCAGAUAUCUGCUACUACAAGAAUCAUUUCUCACGAAGCUCCAUUGCGGCCGGAGGUCAAAAGGGCAAAUCCUACUUUUCCAUGACCUUUACUGUGACCUUUCAGCAGAAAGAUGAUGUUUGUUACUUUGCCUACCAUUACCCAUACACUUACUCAAUGCUGAAGAUGCAUCUGCAGAAGUUAAGCGGAAUGUGUACCAAUGAGAUCUACUACAGACAGGAUGAACUGUGUGAAACACUGGGUGGAAACAGCUGCCCUCUGCUCACCAUCACAGCCAUGCCAGAGUCCAGCAGCAAUGAGCACAUCAGCCAGUUCAGGAGUCGUCCGGUGGUGUUUCUGUCCUCGCGGGUUCAUCCAGGUGAGACUAACUCCAGCUGGGUGAUGAAGGGUUCUCUGGAGUUUCUCAUGAGCUGCAGUCCUCAAGCUCAGAGUCUGAGAGAGAGCUACAUCUUCAAGAUCAUCCCCAUGCUCAACCCUGAUGGAGUCAUCAACGGCAAUCAUCGUUGUUCUCUGAGCGGGGAGGAUUUAAACAGACAGUGGCAGAACCCCAAUGCAGAGCUGCACCCCACCAUCUAUCACGCCAAGAGUCUCCUGCAGUAUCUCAGAGCUACAGGAAGAACUCCUCUGGUGUUCUGCGAUUAUCAUGGUCAUUCACGGAAGAAGAAUGUGUUCAUGUACGGGUGUAGUGUAAAGGAGACUGUAUGGCAGACCAAUGUCAACACCAGCAACUGUGACCUGCAUGAGGACCUGGGAUACAGGACUCUGCCUAAGCUGCUAUCUCAGAUGGCUCCAGCAUUCAGCUUGUCCAGCUGCAGUUUUGUUGUGGAACGAUCCAAAGAGGCCACGGCUCGUGUGGUGGUGUGGAGAGAGAUUGGCGUCCAGCGCAGUUACACUAUGGAGAGCACCCUCUGUGGUUGUGACCAAGGCAAAUACAAGGGUCUCCAGAUUGGCACAAGAGAACUGGAGGAGAUGGGAGCUCAGUUUUGUGUGGGUCUGCUCAGGCUGAGACGCUUCACAAACCCCUUAGAGCUCCACAACCACAACUCACAUCUGCUGGACAUGGAGAAUGACCUAAAAGAUCCUCGCAGCAUACCAAACAUCACCAGUCCCACCACAUAUGUGUUGGAGGAGGAUGAGCCAGCAUUUCUGGAGGAAGUCGACUACAGCGCAGAAAGCAAUGAUGAAAAUGACCCUGAUUUUGAACCUGAUCUCCAGGAUAACCGUGUCCUCCCGGACCCCAGCUCUGACUCUGAGAUCAGCCGCCAAGACUCUCUUACCUGAAACUGCACCAGAAUCACAUUAGUCCCAAAGGCUCUAGCUGAACUUGACUCUUAGCCCAAAACUUACCGGUUGUUUGCCUGUGUUAUAUAUCACCUGUGAUUGCCUACUUUAUAGAAUUCUGUUUCAACGUCUAUGUUAGCAAGAUUUACCUGAAUCAGAAUAACCAAACCUCAAGCUCAGCUUUAUGUCUGCAAACCUAAACAAAUGCACCUCAAAACAUCUUGCUGAAGAUCCUUAAAUACAUUUCAGGCCAUGGCACGUGUAGUUAGAGUUGUAGUUAAGAGUUGUAGCUCAGUAACAGUUUGUAGAAAUUGGUAUGGAACCAGAUCGGAAUAGUAAUAGUUUGCCCAAAAAUGAAAUUUCUGUCAUUAAGUUUUUUUAUUUGUUAUUAACUAAACUAAGAAAAAUCAUAAUUGUAAUAGUCCCUAUAAUUAGAAGUUGAAUUCAGUUCUUAAUUCUAUUCAUGACAAAUUGGAAAUGUCUUUAUUUAAUUAUGGCUCUAUAUUAGGAAAGAUCAUUACCAUUUCACAAAUAUCCAUUUUUCCUUAAUUCCAUAUUGACAUAUUAUUAAGAACCGAUGGUACGACUGUAAUCCUGAUACAACUCGACUUGUAUAACAAACUCAUCACAGAAGCAAAUGUACAACAAAAACUGGACAACAAUGUAAUCUAAUGAAUGUAACCACUCUUAAUCUCACAAGAAUGCUCACCUGCGCACUUCCUGUGGAGUCCUGAUGGGGUCACCAUGAGGUCACAGUCUUAGAUCAGUACGGUUCAUGUGAGUGUGUGCACAGCACUUUUGUGGCUGUAUUUGCUUUUCAAUUAGGAGAGCUUGUGUAUUUUAAUUUAGAUGUCAAUAUUUCUUUCUUCGUUACGUUUGUAUAAUUAGUUCAUGUCUUUUAAUUUAUUUUAUUAUUGUUAUUUGUUUAUUUGGGUGAAAGCUAGGGUAAAACUUGAUUUUGUGUGUGUGUGUGUGUGUGUGUGUGUGUGUGUGUGUGUGUGUGUGUGUGUGUGUGUGUGUGUGUGUGUGUUGUGUGUGUGUUGUCAGCAGAUGGUCAAUUUAUAUAAUGUGUGUAUAAGGUUGCAAAAAACACACAUGAGUACAUUUGGUUGUGUUUGUCCAUCUUUGAUGGGAAAUAUGGGUAAUAAACACCUAAGUUAAGACGAUCUGUC
Messenger RNA from Xyrauchen texanus (razorback sucker), 4821 nucleotides. Its product is annotated as cytosolic carboxypeptidase 1. Gene Ontology annotation, biological process: C-terminal protein deglutamylation; protein side chain deglutamylation; proteolysis. Lineage: Eukaryota; Metazoa; Chordata; Actinopteri; Cypriniformes; Catostomidae. The transcript has 26 exons. Gene Ontology annotation, molecular function: zinc ion binding; metallocarboxypeptidase activity. The coding region runs from base 173 to 3649 and encodes 1158 amino acids. The record is from RefSeq and is a predicted model, not a curated record.